AUUCUGGACCAGAAUCAGAUAUCGACCAUAGAAUCCGGUGCUUUUGAAGGCCUCACCAACAUGUCCCUGCUCUCACUGUCAAGCAACCCGGGGUUGUCUCUAACCAAAGUCGAUCCUCUCAUUCUGUCAGAUAUCAAAAACCUGACCAGAUUCCUUGCUGAGAAUAACAAAUUCCAAACGAUCCCAGCCAGUUUCUUUUCGCAAAACAAAAAUCUAAGGGAAGUUGAUCUCCAAAACGCUGGUCUGUCGGAGCUACAACCUGGUUCCUUCUCAAAUCUGAAGAACCUAUUAGAUGUGGAUCUCAGCAAGAAUAGGAUUGACAAUAUUGGUGCCAAAGUUUUUACCGGAAGCUCCAACUUCCAGACUUUGGAUCUCAGUAACAGCCAGGUAAAAUCUGUUGAGCCCCGCGCGUUCGAAACUCAAGCAGAGAUGCUUUUUCUCAUGCUAGACCAUAAUAUGCUAACAUCUGUUCGCAGUGCUUUGCUUGGGCUUAAAAAUCUGCUGACACUCACCCUUAACGAAAAUGCGAUUGUUUCCCUUGAUGAGGAUGACUUUAAGGACCUAGGUAUGUUAAAUUCAAUCGAUUUAAGCAACAAUGAACUUGAAGACACGGGCGGUGCAUUGGUGAAUCUUCGAUCUUUGGGAACCCUGAACUUGAACAACAAUUGUCUGACCAAGCUGUCGUUUGAUGGUAUGCCCCUACUGACAGAAAUCUCAGUAAGUAAUAACCGACUACAGUCCGUACCUGAAGGACUGGACGUGAUCAAACAUGCCAGGAUUCUGGACAUAUCCAAUAACCCCAUACAGAGCCUACCCAGUGGGCAAUUCGCAUCUCUGAGCUUCCUUUUGAAGCUGGACAUUUCGAACGUGUCCGCAAUCCAACAUGGCGGACUUGCACCUGACGCGCUGGCCGGGUUACACAGUUUGGUGGAACUCAGGGUAGAAAACAACGAGCUUAGCAAAGUACCCUCUCAGGCACUUCAUGCGGUAAAGCAGAUUCAAAUCCUCAGCCUUAGCCAUAACAAGAUAGCGACUCUUGAAGAGAACGACUUUAUUUCUGUGUCGAACGUGUCUAAUCUUCAACUCGCCGAUAACAUGUUAGCCAAGGUGCCCGAGAAAGCUCUUCGUCCCUUCACAAAUUUGACCCAACUUGACCUCUCAGGAAAUCCACUGGUACACGUCCCUGAUUGGUCGUUUGGAAACUUGACAACACUCGCCAGCUUACGCUUAAGCAACGCAAAGUUGUCGGUCAUUGAUCCUGCUGCGUUCCACGGUCUAAAAGGUGUGCAUUCUAUCGACGUGACCAACAACAAUCUAACAUGGCUGCCGGGGGAUCUCUUAAAAUAUGACCGCGCCUUUCCGUUCUACCUCUACGCGGACCAGGGCAAUCCUUGGUACUGUGACUGUCAGAUGAAACCAUUUUCACAGGCAGUCAACGUUCCCGGUCAGUCGGUUAUCACCAAUAUUCACUGCUCUGGCCCAGAAAAGUACAAAGGUCAAAAUCUUGGAGACAUCCCUCUGGCGAACCUCACCUGUGACUGUGAGCAUCAAGGGGCGCCCUCUGUCGACACUUCGGGGAGUGACAACAAGACUGCCGUCGGCCAACCCGCCAAACUGAAGUGUACAGUGCUAAGCUGUCCGACAUCCCACCUCUUCUGGACCACCCCGAGAGGGUUUGUCAUCUCCCCCCACCUCACCCAGUAUCCCGGAUAUGACGUACAAGACGACGGAACUCUCGUCAUCAGGUCGGCUGUCGCUGAGGAUGCCGGGAGCUACACUUGCACGGCGGCCAACUACCUUGGGAAGGCUGAACAGAUUCACAAACUAGAAAUCAGCGACACUACAAACAGCCAAUUAGAGGACCAGUCAAUACUCUAUUGCCAUGAUAGUGCAAUUUCCUACUAAGUUUCUAGGGUAACUAACUGGAUAAGGGAGUGCAUGUUGGACUCUGUCCUAUUGACCAGGCCAUCUAGCCCCUGUUGUAAACAAAAGCCUUAAGGGUUUUUUUUACCGUUUGCCGAUUGCCUGCAGACCUAAGCCUGAAACAGAAGUUCGGAGAUUCAAAUUCUGAGCCUUAACCAUAACAAAAUAGCCACUAUUGAAGAAAACUAUUGUUUCUUUUUCAAAUGUAUCUAAUCUUCAACCCUCCGAUAACAUGUUCUCUUUGUAUCGAGUCAUAAUGAUGCCACAAUUAGUAGUAUUGAUAGAUUAACAACUAUUUGGGGGACCAGAAUUCUAAAUCAUUUUGUCUAAAAGUAUUUAUGUAAAUCACACAAGACAUAUAGAUGCGACAGUAGCAAACGAUGAAGACAACACUACUAGAAUGCUCCCCUGUGGUUCUUUUUCAAACAGCUAGAUGGCGCUUUAGCAGUACCAACGAAUACAACAGAUACCAAAUCAAACGUUGUCAGGAUGCAGUGGAACUCAUAUCAAAACACCAGCCUGAUGUAACCUGAUAAGAACGUUAAUGACGUCACUGAAACCGUAAUCUGAUACUCUGAUCAACACCCCGAAUCAAUGACGUCAGUCGCUUCCUGUGUGAUGACGUCAGACCAGAACUUGACAGCUGUCUUGACGUUGAAAGUCGAAAUACAACACGUAAAGUCAUUACCCGAUAAUUCUCAACAGUUAUCCUACGCGGGGCACAGGUGGUGGUUGGAUCAUUAGGAUACAAACUGAAACGCACUUGGAAUCUGACAAGUAUCCAUUUACUCAGCUUCCUCCACAAAUGA
Messenger RNA from Branchiostoma belcheri (Belcher's lancelet), 2732 nucleotides. RefSeq names its product insulin-like growth factor-binding protein complex acid labile subunit. The record is from RefSeq and is a predicted model, not a curated record. Gene Ontology annotation, molecular function: protein binding. Lineage: Eukaryota; Metazoa; Chordata; Leptocardii; Amphioxiformes; Branchiostomatidae. Gene Ontology annotation, cellular component: extracellular matrix. The transcript is spliced from 2 exons. Bases 61 to 1905 code for a protein of 614 amino acids.